AUGGACGAGAUCGAGGCGCUGCAGGCGCUCCUGGGAGCUGUGCAGAAGCAGGAGACGCGCCCAAGGCUGAGCGAGCGGAACUGUCGCGAGCUGCUGAUCAAGCUUCUCUCCAACGGUCUUGUGACCCUCAUCGUUAACCUGGAUGGCAAUGAAUAUGUCACCCCGGAGCAUCUUGAGAAAGAGAUUCGAGAUGAGAUCGUUGUGAAUGGAGGAAGAGUGAAGAUCACAGAUAUUCAGACUGCGGUCAACGUCGAUCUUCGACAUGUUCAAGAUCGGAUGGACAAAAUCCUUAGUGAGGACUCGAGCAUCUCCAUGAUCGAUGGCGAAGUGUUGACCAGUGGCAUCGAGAUUCGGCAUCACGACUCAAUUCCUGAUCGAAACUCUAUCGCGAAGAAUGGGCUCCAUAGUGCAAGGAAGGAUGGAAGGGGGAUGCUGUAUACUGACACAUACAUCGAGAGACAGGAAGCUUGUAUCCGAGGAACGUUCAGCGCCCUCACUCGCCCCACAACUCUCGCCAGUUUGCAGUCAAUCUUCUACUUCGACGAGUCGCUCUUCGAUCAGAAGGUUGAAAGUCUCAUCAAAGAAGGAAGAAUCAAGGGCACGUUGAGCGGUAAAGGCAUGAGAGCAGUUUACACCCCCGAAAUCUUCAUCCGAUCUCAGCUCUCUGCGGCAAAGAAUUUCUUCAAUCAGAAUGGAUACAUCGAGUACUCCACCGCAGAGAAAAUGCUCAUCAACAACCCAAAAUCAUUCCUCAGCAAAGAGUUUGGAAAUCUUGGUUUUGCCCUUCGGAGCUGCUUCGUCUCAUCCAGAUUGGUCGAACAGUGCAUCGAGCAUAUCCGGGCGAAAGCAACAGCGGACGGGGACAGGCUCCAUGCUGCUCUCAAGAGCGAUCUUGUCAGCCCAGCUGCUGCACAGGACGACGACGACGAUGACGACGGGGGUAGGGGAAAGAAGAAGGGAGGAAAGAAAAAUGUGAAGGAGGUCGAAGAGGAGGAGGAAGACGGGAAGAAGGGCAAAGGAAGCAAGAGACAAGAACUAAAGGAAGCAGCAGCGAAGCAGAAGGAGAAGAAAGGAAAAGGAGGAGGAGACGAGAGCUCGGCCAAGAAGAUAGACAAGGGGGGGAAGCAGCAGCAGGGAAGCUCUUUCGACUAUGAUGGAGAAACCUCAAAAUUUGUCAAAGACUUCUUAAAGUCUUCUUCUGAUGACCAUGAGAUGGAUUUUGCAAGUGAAGAUUUCAUACAAGAAGUUGUCGUCUCCUUGCGGUCAAAAGCUAAAGAUAUCUACCAUGAGAUUGCAAACUCUCUCUUCACAUCCUCAGCGACCAAGAGAGUCAAGAACGAUGAGUUGCAGUCAAAGUUUGUCCUUCUAUACCAGCAGCUCUCCCUCUUCCGAAAGGGGAUCUCGUUCUUUUCGGACGAAACAGCCGCGGCGAUGGAGAAGUACCUCUUGAAAACUCUCUGUACGGAUAUUGUCAACCUUGUGCUCGAGAGCCAGUGCAAAGCUCAUGGGAUCUCCUUCUCGGCAACUGCAGAGGAUCGCCAGAAACUUCAGCCGAGCCUGACGCAGGAGGCCGCGGGGACUCUGAGCUCCUUCCAGGAGCUCGUGGUAAAGAUACUCAACAGCGACGGGGGUGACGAAGCUGCCAUGGCAGAGGCUGCUGCUCUCAGCGAGACUGUGCGAAGUUUGGCGAGCACUAAGGAGGGUCUGAGCAAGGCAUGCGUGUCUUCAGAAAAAUGA
Messenger RNA from Guillardia theta CCMP2712, 1737 nucleotides. RefSeq lists its product as hypothetical. The transcript has 25 exons. Gene Ontology annotation, molecular function: UFM1 ligase activity. The record is from RefSeq and is a predicted model, not a curated record. Bases 1 to 1737 code for a protein of 578 amino acids. Gene Ontology annotation, cellular component: endoplasmic reticulum membrane. Gene Ontology annotation, biological process: protein K69-linked ufmylation; response to endoplasmic reticulum stress; regulation of proteasomal ubiquitin-dependent protein catabolic process. NCBI's taxonomy places the organism in Eukaryota, Cryptophyceae, Pyrenomonadales, Geminigeraceae.